GCAGGGUGGAGGGGUGGUGGUGUGCAGUGCCCAAUGAGGCUGUCGCGACAGGAGUGAGGGUGGGGGAGUGGCGGGGUGUAGUGCCCAACGAGGCUGCCGCGACAGGAGUGAGGGUGCUGGGGUGCGCAGUCUGGCAGGAUUAUCACGACAGGAGUGAGGGUGGCCGUGCAUGCAUCCCUGCACGGCUGUCGCAACAGGAGUGGGGUCCCCGUUGCUGUCAGUGUGCAUGGUCUCAUGGGGCUGUCAUGAUAGGAGUGGGGUCUCUGGGGCCAGCCACGAGCCUGGCAGGGAUCUAUUGCGACAGUAGCAGGGGGCAUCGAGGUGCUCCACCAGGCUGUGGCAACAGGAGUCAUUGCCCCCACAGCUGGCCACGUGCUGAGGCCGUCCAGUCGUGCCUGUCACGACAGGAGCUCCCUGCCCCCUCUGGGUGCCUCGUUACUGCACAGCCCCAGGCCGGCAACCGCAGGGCGAUGGAGGCGGACGGAGCCCUCGACCUGGGCGCGCUGCACGAGGAGCUGCGGGCGGCACUGGCGGCCGAUGAGAAGCACGCGAGGGAGAACAGCGCCAAGUUCCGCGCCGUGCGCCAGCGGGUCGCCUCCUACGAGGAGUUCAGGGACAUCGUGCUGGCAUCACACCUGAAGCCUCUAGAGAAAAAGGACAAAAUGGGGAACAAGAGAAACGUGCUGUGGAACCCUUGUGCAGGCCACACGAAGGGCCAGCAAGCCGGUGACAUGGAGAUACCCCAGGAGCUGGAUCAACUGCCUGGAACCUCUGCCGAAUUUUACCGAGAUUGGCGCAGAUGCUUAAAAAGCGGAAAAGAAAAAUACCAGCUUUUGCUUAAGCUCGAAGGGAAGGCCUUGGGCAGAAUCUUUCAGGCUGACUUGGGUUUUGGCCUCCUGGGUGAAUUCCUUGCUGUGCUGGCAGAGAACAUCUGUCACGAAGACAGAGAUGCUGUCCUUCAGAUCUUACAGAGCCUUUCUGGCACCAAGCGCUUUGGGUUAAACGUGGAUCUUCUGAGUGAGUCGGAGAAGGAGAGCACCAGGGAUUUGUUUAGGAAGCUGCAGAGCAUGAGCAGGGAUUAUUGGACCCCUGGCCACCUUAGUGGCCCAGCCAGCUGCAAACCAGAGAAGGAAAUCCACCUCACAGACACCAGCUUGCAAAACGAAGCCGAGGAAAGGAUAAUGAUGGAGCUGAUGAAAUGUUACCAAGUCAGCUGAAGGAGCAGAAGCAGCAGGGUCAUGCAGAAGCAGAGUGGAAAAGAUUCUUACGGCUUGGCUUUGGCAUCAGAUACUGUGUGAGACAGUUAAGAAUAACUCAGAUACUUCUGGAGCAUUGCUGUACAUUUCCCUGUACCUGGGAGCCACCCAGAGCAAUAGUUCUGCCAAAUAAAAGUUAGUUACAGAAA
Messenger RNA from Cygnus atratus (black swan), 1405 nucleotides. RefSeq names its product coiled-coil domain containing 103 (gene DNAAF19). Lineage: Eukaryota; Metazoa; Chordata; Aves; Anseriformes; Anatidae. The record is from RefSeq and is a predicted model, not a curated record. Gene Ontology annotation, cellular component: outer dynein arm. Gene Ontology annotation, biological process: inner dynein arm assembly; epithelial cilium movement involved in extracellular fluid movement; determination of left/right symmetry. The transcript has 3 exons. Bases 246 to 1217 code for a protein of 323 amino acids.